UUUAGCAAAACUAAUAUAGUUGUUAGAUAGUAUUUGUUAUCAGGGAGACCAAAGAACAGUCUAUUAUCUCAGGUUUGCCUGAUGAUUUGGCUUUGAGAUGCAUAGCAAAGCUUUCUCACGGCUAUCAUGGAACGCUCGAGUGCGUCUCUAAAGAUUGGAGAGAUCUAGUUCGCAGUGAGGUUUACUCGUGCUAUAAAGCUAGAAAUGGAUGGUCAGGGAAUUGGUUGUUUGCUCAUUCUAACAACCAAUGGGUUGCUUAUGACUCUGAUGCUGAUCGGUGGCAUCCAUUACCUAGGAAUGAAGCUAUACAGGAUUGUUGGGAUCAUUCUGGUUUUGCGUGUGUUUGUGUUUCAAGCUGUCUUCUUAUGAUCAAGGAUUGCUAUGUGUCAUCAUUUCCUUACGAGGAGCAUGUUGUUGUCUACUAAAACAACAUUAAGAUGCAGUAUUGUCUUAUGUGUGUUUUUUCUAAAGUUUAGUUUUAAUUUUCUGCAGUGAAUGAAUUUGUGCCAAUCUAUUGAGAGACAAAGAAAAAAAAAUACAUGUUUGUUUUUUUUGUGUUUAUCUUUCAUAAUCUGGUACAAUAGACUAAGAGUUCUCCUUGUAUAAUUUGAUGUGCACUAGUGGUUUCAUACUUGUCCAUUUUUGUAUCAACCCCAGAUUCAAGUCCCAAUAAUAUCAAUUUUGCAGUUUCAAAAAAAAAUUACUCUUAACGAAACUCUGAAACAUAAUUAUCACAUUUCCAGUAUCAAUUAAACGGGCUACAAAGGCCCACAACUCUCACACACAAACCAGUGAAAUCAGUAAAUAUGGAUUCAACUAGAAAAAUAAAUGUUUAACUAAUUAUUAAUUGUCUAUCCAAUUUAAUAAUUAUCAUUCUUGGUUUUAUUUGAUAAAAUUACCGGCAGCUUUCUUUCUUGAAUAUUUUAUAGGUAGAUAAUUUCACUUUGAUCUAUCGUUGGCAUAGAAGACACAAAUAAAAUGAAUGCAUUUAUUUAGCACAAAAUGAAUAGAAGACAGAAAAAUAAGAGUUGAAAUAUGCUUUGAAAUAUUAAAAAUGGCUCCAAUAAGUGUUUUUGUCUUUUCUUCUUAAACAAAACAGUAAACAUUAAAGGAUUAAAGAGUUAAACAAAACAGUAAACAAAACAGUGAACAUUAAAGAGUUGAAAUAUGCUUUGAAAUAUUAAAAAUGGCUUCAAUAAGUGUUUUUGUCUUUUCUUCUUAAACAAAACAGUAAACAUUACAGGAUUAAACCAACGGCAUAAACUCCGUGAAGCUACCGUCACUUUCAUCUUUUAUGAAAUCCCCCCAACGUUCCUAUUUCUAUUCAAACACAUCAUCGAGGCAAAACACAUAAAAUAAAACAAACAAACAAAGAAACAAAACCAUCUCUCUUUCUUCCUCUCCCUAUCACAAGAAUCAAAACCGAAACAGAAGAAACAUCACCAGUCACCACCACCACCAAAUGGGAUGUUUUAUGGGCUGUUUCGGUCUCUCUUCCAACAAAAAACGCAGAAACUCCACCACGAAGAUCCUCCCUCGACAUCAAAGAAUCUGUAGCUAUGAGCUUCUACAUUCUUCAGAUCCGACAGAUGCAACUACUGUUGCAGAUAAUCCUGAAAAGAUCUCGAGUUCGAACCUCAGGUGUGAAGUAGAGACAGGGGAGGAAGACAAGAAGGGAACAAAGAAGACGAGAAAGAGAGUCAGAUUUGACUUGAAUGUACAAACCUUUGAACCAGCUCAACCUUCAAGAUACGAGAACUAUUGCAGUGAUGAUGAUGAAGAUGGAAAAGGAGAACCAACCAAGGCCACAUCUUCGUUGGAUCUGUCAAGUAGUUCAGUGUAUCCUCCGAACUAUAGAUACCACAACUGUGUGGACAGUUUCGAAGAGGAAGAAGAUGAAUUGGGCUAUGGUGAGAGUGAUUUGGAGGAUGAAGACUAUUACACAGAUGAUGAAAACGAGUACGAAGAUGAUGCCGAUGAUGAAGAUGAAGAGGAUUAUGAGGAUAAAGACGUGACUCCUCUUUUGAAUCCUGUGGAGAAUAUCACACAGUGGAAAGCUGUCAAAGCAAAGCCAGCAAGAGUUAAGGAGCUGAUGAAGGAGAAUGUUGAAGUUGUUACUGAUGAUCAAGCAAAACAGCUACUGAAGGAGAUAAUAGUCAAUACUAGCCUUUCAAGUUGGGUAUCACCAUUUGUGGAUAUCACCAACAUGGAGAAGAGAUGAAAGUGGUGGUGAAUGAGAAGAAGAAACAGUGUGUGUGUUUUGUUAUUUGUUUUUGUAGCAUUCUCUGAUUCUUUGUGUGUAAGGAUAUGAUUAUGAUUUUGUUUAUUUUUUUUCCCCA
Brassica rapa (field mustard) is the source of this 2339-nucleotide messenger RNA. Its product is annotated as nucleolar transcription factor 1. The record is from RefSeq and is a predicted model, not a curated record. Gene Ontology annotation, biological process: male meiosis II. Lineage: Eukaryota; Viridiplantae; Streptophyta; Magnoliopsida; Brassicales; Brassicaceae.